Molecule: messenger RNA, 810 nt
Organism: Folsomia candida
Lineage: Eukaryota; Metazoa; Arthropoda; Collembola; Entomobryomorpha; Isotomidae
Exons: 4
Coding region: 221-739 (172 amino acids)
Source: RefSeq, a predicted model, not a curated record
CACCACUUUUUCCUACAAAUCGAAAAUAGACUCAACUUCUAUCCACAAAAGUUAAAUACUUUCUACUACUGUCACCCCAAGGGUCAAAUGUGUCUGAGAAUAUUUCGUAUUUUCCACCUCAUGCAUAGUUUACGCAUCAAAUUCUCACAAGCAUUAGCAAGCAGUCUUAGUAUCGACCAGAUAGUCAACCUCCACAAAUUAAAUAUCAACUAAAUUAAUUAUGACGGUAAUUGCAGCAAUAUUAUCACUCAUUUUGUUACCCUCUACGUCCGGCGCAACCAUGGAGGAUGUCAACGGAAUUUUCGACUUUAUUAGGCAAGAUAGCGACAACGUUGCAAACAACCUGGGUCCAGCGUUGCAAGAACUUCGCGACCUCUUCCACACCAUGCCAACCACGGAAGACGGAUUGUGGCAUCAUCUCAACAAAAUCAUCCACUUCCAACCCUACCUUUCGGUACAUGAUAAGAGAAUUUUUCAAAAUAUUAUUGACCAGUUGAUUUCUGAAGUAGUGAGGCGAAUUAUACAAUUGUCGUACAUGCCGCUGUCGGUGGAACAUGAAAAAGAAGAAGAACCUGUCCAUAUCGCAUCUUUUCUGGAAACUAAAUAUUCGCAAUACGUGGCCCCGUCAAUGCGAAGUGUGAAAAAUAGUAUUGACUCGUUUGAUUGGAGUAAUUUGAUUGGAAAAACUAAAAAUUAUUUCGGUCUGUUACGAAAUAAUGAAAAGAAGGAUGAACACUGAGGGUUCUAUGUAGGGAAUACUUCCAACAUUACUUUGCAAAUAUUGAAAAAUAAAGCAUACAAUUUACAAUC